CACAAAUCAUUUUAAGCAAACGCUGGAUUUAAAAAAAAAUGAAAAGCUGAUAUUUUAAAUUUUAAUAAUCUAUAUAUUUGGAUUGAAAACAAACUAAAUAAAUAAUUCAAAUGGACUCCUCCAACAUAGUAAUUUAAAAUUCGCAGUAAAGUAAUUCUCAGACUAGUAACUGUUUACAUAACGACAAGGAGCUUUACAUAUGCGCAAGGAUUUUUGGAGAGCGGCGCGUGCGAACACUAAUCCACCUUUGAUGCUCUCAAGCUCCAAACUCUGCCUUAUUUUUUGAUGGCAAGACGGAAUAAUGCCAGUAUAGCAUGGCUGUCUCUCCAACUCAUGCCAUCCGUGGACCGACAUGGCAUUUAGCCGCGUCUUUCUGGACCCUCCGUCCAAGAGCAUCUCUAAGACCUUCGCGGUCAUGUUGCUGUCUAUAGUCACGUCUUUAUACUUUCUCCACUGCCUCACGGAGCGAUGCGGGACCUGUAUACCCACAGAGAGAAGAGAAGCGGGUCCAGUGGAAGGAUUGUAUGCCUCGAAACUUAAAGAUUUUGAGUCGCUGAGGAGAAAGAGACUUCUUCAGAAAUGGACCGUCAUGAGGCACCACAGCUUGAUCCACCAGCUCGAAAGUGUCCGUGAAGAGGGUUUAUCUCUUAUUGAUGCUGACAGACACGUUUUGCAGGCUCACGUAAAGAUGUCAAACUCUCUGGAUAUAGAUUUGGAGACGAGAGAAUCGUAUUUUGAUUCAGGUAAACUAAGUGCGUUAGGUGAGGGCAGUAAGAAGCUGCCUCAGGCGAUUAUCAUCGGCGUGAAGAAAGGCGGGACGCGCGCGCUGCUGGAGUUUCUGCGCGUGCAUCCAGAUAUUCGCGCGGUCGGAGCCGAACCUCACUUCUUCGACCGUAACUAUGACAACGGAAUGGACUGGUACAGGGACCUAAUGCCUAAGACUCUUGAUGGCCAGAUCACCAUGGAGAAAACACCAAGCUACUUUGUGACCCGCGAGGCUCCGGCCCGGAUCUACGCCAUGUCCCGCGACACCAAGGUGAUCGUGGUGGUCCGGGACCCUGUCACUCGAGCCAUCUCUGACUACACACAGACACUGUCCAAGAAGCCUGACAUUCCUACUUUUGAGAGCCUGACGUUCAAAAACAGGACUACAGGGUUGAUCGACACCUCGUGGAGCGCCAUUCAGAUCGGCAUCUACGCCAAACACCUGGACAACUGGCUGCAGUUCUUCCCCAUGAGCCAGAUCCUGUUCGUGAGUGGAGAGCGGCUGAUCAGUGACCCGGCCGGAGAGCUGGGCCGCGUGCAGGACUUCUUGGGGCUCAAGAGGAUCAUCACAGACAAACACUUCUACUUCAACCAGACCAAGGGCUUCCCUUGUCUCAAAAAGGCAGAGGGCAGCAGCAAGCCCCAUUGCCUGGGUAAAACCAAAGGCCGGACCCAUCCAAACAUUCACCCUGAGGUCGUGCAGAGACUUAGAGACUUCUACAGGCCUUUCAACAUGAAGUUCUACCAAAUGACUGGCAGAAAAUUUGGUUGGGAUGACUGACAGUAGACCCUGGAUUUUGAAACAAUGAAGAAACUACCUUACUGUGACCUCACCAGCAACAAAACUAUGAUAACCCCAAAAGUGGUCCAAUCUGGUUGUGGUAAACGAUAGAAAAGUCCACAUCCAACUCAAGUUAGGCACAGAACACUAUGAACAAAUGU
Molecule: messenger RNA, 1707 nt
Organism: Carassius auratus (goldfish)
Lineage: Eukaryota; Metazoa; Chordata; Actinopteri; Cypriniformes; Cyprinidae
Product: heparan sulfate glucosamine 3-O-sulfotransferase 3A1-like
Exons: 2
Coding region: 353-1546 (397 amino acids)
Molecular function (GO): [heparan sulfate]-glucosamine 3-sulfotransferase activity
Source: RefSeq, a predicted model, not a curated record